Molecule: messenger RNA, 1105 nt
Organism: Alnus glutinosa
Lineage: Eukaryota; Viridiplantae; Streptophyta; Magnoliopsida; Fagales; Betulaceae
Product: pterocarpan synthase 1
Exons: 1
Coding region: 360-914 (184 amino acids)
Source: RefSeq, a predicted model, not a curated record
CAUUCCAAAUAAAUGUUGUUUUUUUUUUUUUUAUCAAAAGAUAUAUAUACUGACUUAAGAGACUUUUUUAAGAAUUUUUUAUAUGCAUACAUAAACAGGAGUGGGAUCUCAGUUGGAUAGCAGUGGGCACCCCAAGCCUCUACUGGACCAGGAGUAGAGCAUUAUAAAAUAUUAGCCUCUUAACUUUAAGGGAAAGUAUGCAUUUAAUACGAUUGGUUCAGGUUGAAGAAGUGGAUUAGGUUGCCGAAACAUCUAGCAAUGUGGAGCAGUUUCACUUUACCACGUUCACUUUACCCAUUGAAGUAUUAAAGUGUAGAAGCUGGAAUCAACAUUUUCGAUAAGGAGACCCCUGCUGCAAAAUGCUAGCCAGAGUUAUAUUUUGCUCUACGGUCUCUUUGGCCAUUUUGGCAGUCGUUCUAUUGGCUUUUCUCUCGCCCAUACCCCAUAGAAAGUCAUCACAGAGUCACACAAGGCCGCCAUGGCUGGCUCUGUCCUUGUACCUCCAACAACCACACACUAUAAGCUCUAGCUCGCAACCCGUGGCAAGGUCCGAUGCCGAAGCAUUCAUCUUUCAUCGUACGCUCACAGAGGGACCUGAGAACACUUCCCGGGUCGUGGGAAAAGCCCAGAGCUUCAUAGUUCCUGUUGAAGACUUUGCUCACUCGGCGUUCAAUAUCAUAUAUCUGACCUUCGACACUUCCGAGUAUUCCGGCAGCCUUAGUGUCGAGGCCAAGCAUGUCGCUCAUAGGGACGCAGAACAACUCACUGUGGUGGGCGGGACAGGGUCUUUUGCUUUUGCACGUGGGCUUGCUGUUUUUGCUCAGACCGAUCACCAACCAUCUGACAUGGAUGCAUCCUACCGCGUAAAACUUCAACUUAGAUUUCCAAAUCGAUCUCAGACAAUACCAGGAUGAUUCAUAGGUCUGGAAUGUUACUGUCUUGCUUAAUUUUUUGUUUGCAAUAUAUAUUAUAAUUAUUUCUUUGACUCGAGAAAGUCCAAAAUGUAAAAGCGUCUCAAAGGAGGCUGAAGGCCUGUUUGUAGAACAUUUAUAAUUAUAUAACUAUGACCACAUGAAUUAUAGCUCAGUAUUACGACAUUCAUGAA